Messenger RNA from Cooperia oncophora, 348 nucleotides. NCBI's taxonomy places the organism in Eukaryota, Metazoa, Nematoda, Chromadorea, Rhabditida, Trichostrongylidae. The record is from the annotation of a GenBank genome assembly.
AUGGGAAUGAGAUUGCCGGAUGUUCCUCAACAUGAGCCUUGCAGAACGAGUAGUCCCGAGCCGGAAGAAGUUGUUUUGUCGGAUGAUGAGCAACCAUCAACAUCUACAGUGGUCGCAGAACCAGUCGAGGAAAAGGUUGUCCCACCUUCCGAGGAAGUUAUUCCGGAUGGAGAAGCCAUCGAAUCUGAAAAAAGGUCAGCAUUGAAUGGCAUCUUAAUAUGCUUGAAUUAUAUACAGUUGAUAUCGUGGCAAUCACUCGGGGGGGGGGGUAAGAAGGAUGUAAUGAGCUCACCAAAGGCGUUUCUCUCACUGCUUCUUUUCUUCCUUAUCAUUAACCGUUCGCUAUAG